Symbiodinium necroappetens is the source of this 537-nucleotide messenger RNA. The record is from the annotation of a GenBank genome assembly. NCBI's taxonomy places the organism in Eukaryota, Dinophyceae, Suessiales, Symbiodiniaceae.
AUGCGCAAGGUGAAGUUCUGCCAGACUACCUACAACGAGAAGUUCUCCAAGAUCAUCGAGGAGUUUCCGAAGAUCGACGACAUCCACCCGUUCUAUGCGGAUCUUUGUAACGUCCUCUAUGACAGAGAUCACUACAAGCUUGCGCUUGGCCAGGUGAAUGCUUGCAAGAAGAUCGUUGACGGCAUAGCCAAGGACUAUGUGAAGAUGAUGAAAUUCGCCGACAGCCUGUACAAGUGCAAGAUGCUCAAAAGAGCAGCCCUUGGUCGGAUGGCCACGGCUGUGAAGAAACUCACAGGUGCUUUGUCCUUCCUCGAAGAGGUUCGGCAACACCUUGGGCGACUGCCGUCGAUCAAUCCCGCUACCAGGACCUUGAUCCUGACAGGCUACCCCAACGUCGGCAAGUCUUCGUUCAUGAACAUAGUCACCAACGCAAACGUGGACGUGCAGCCGUACGCCUUCACUACGAAGUCUCUGUUCAUCGGGCACCUGGACCACAACUAUGUCAAGUGGCAGGCGUUGAGACCGUUUGCCGAAUGA